This is a messenger RNA of Lingula anatina, 2210 nucleotides long. RefSeq lists its product as uncharacterized. The record is from RefSeq and is a predicted model, not a curated record. NCBI's taxonomy places the organism in Eukaryota, Metazoa, Brachiopoda, Lingulata, Lingulida, Lingulidae.
AGCCUAAAUACUUUCUUUUUCACUUUCCUUUUCAUAUGAUCUCUUUUUCUAUGGCAUCAAAACAACUUCAUUAAACAAACCAGGAAGGUUUCUCAUACUUGCCCCUGGCAUUCAAUGAGUCACAUCUUUUUCAUAACAUUUGGAUGAAAGAGUUACCUUUGUAAACAACAUCUUUCCAAAAGUCACCUUACAAAAAUAUCCCAACAAAAGCCAUUCCACACCAAUAACCAAUACUAAAAAAAGGAAUACACAAAAUGCCUGAGUAAACAAGGAAAAAGGAGAAAUGGAAAAGGGUAAGACUAAAAGUUCCCACUUCCUUACUCCAAACACCAUUCCGAGUGAGAGGGAGAGAAAGCUAGCUACCAAAAGAAGGGCUUCAUAAUGUUUUACAAGUUUUUAAUUCUGUUUUAUGUUUUAAGCUGUGUUUAUGCUGAAGAUGAUUUUCCUGAUACUGCUCAACUGAGCUACAAUCAAACUGGGAACAAUGUAACAGGCACAGUGACCAACCUACCACAGGCCAAAGACUGGGAAAUCACCAUUGACUGUCAGAAUGUCAUAUGCAAAACUUUCCAGAUAAAUAAUGCACUAAGCACAAACCUCAGUCUUCAUUUUGAUGGUAAAGAUACAGUUGUUAUCAAUGGUACAGAGUCAACAGAUUUUGGUUUCCAUGUUACCUCUAAUGGCAGCAACAACCCUAUACUUCGUAUAACUAACCAGCGACAAGAAGAUGACUAUCUUAGCUUUGGUUGCUUAAAUGACGAACUAAAGUUGAAAUGUCCAGCAGAACAAGUAAUUCAGAUUGAAAAGGCUCUUUAUGGAAGACGUACCAAAGACAAACAUAAGUACAACUGUGCCCCAAAAGAUCAAUGUUAUGAAAAUAAACCUGAUGCAAUCAAGGCAGCCUGCAUAUACAGGAACAGCUGUAAUCAGAUUAAAGUUACAGAGAUAAAUAUAACCUGUAACGAUACAAGUAAGGCAAACACAAACCUCCUCAUUGCUUACAGUUGCUACAAUGAUACAAUUUUUUCAACGACAACAACAAAACAGUCAACAGGAAACUCAAAUCAAGCCACUGACUCAAACAAUACAGUUACAUACAGUUCCAACAUGGCCACUAAUACAGAAAGAUCAAGCCAAGUCCCUGGUACACUGGUUACAGUUACAGACAAUUCCACCACAUCCAUAGGUAUGGAAAUAUCAAGUCAAACAAAAAUGGCAACCAUUUCAACAACUGAAGUCACAUUUACUGCUGGAUCAGGCUCUACCACAGUAACUGAACUUAAAGUGACCACAGAUGAACAAUCAAUUUCAAGCACUGGCUAUUCUGAUGUUAGUUCUGGUCAAGAAGUCACAACCAAUAUGUCACCAGCGAGGAGUUCAGUUUCCAUUUCAUGGCUUGGCACAACAUUACCAACUAUACAUGAUGAUAGAACAGGAACUGAAAACUUUGGUAUGAUCCUAGGCCUCAGUAUUGGAGGUGGUCUACUGUUCCUACUUCUCACCAGUGUUGUGGCUUGUUUCUGCUGGAAAAACAGGUUAUCGCAAAGGAAAGACACCGCUGGCAACAGGUUUGAACCUCUCUCCAGUUCACUGCCUGGUGAAAUCGAGGUUUUUCCUUCCAGAGGAGAAGCAGUAUUUAUCAAUAAAUAUGAGGAAAUAGAAAUUGUUCGCAAAGAUCAGAACAAAACACCAGCAGUGCACUUGUACUCUUUUAUGAACCCACAGUUCAGCUUUGUUCCACUGAAAUCAGACAAAGUGCCAAAUGGGGAAGAAAAUGCUAGAGAGGGUGGUUCUCCAUUGUAUUCUCAGCCUGAUAAAAGAAACAAGGUAGCUGAUGAAUCCCCUGAAGCAAAGGAACUGCAAGAGGAGGAGGGGCAUCAUCACCUGUCAACAGGAGACACCCAAGUUCAAGAUGAGAUCACUAUGGUUGACAAUGACCUUUACAGUAAAGGGGAAUAACUCUGUAUCAUCACAAAAAUUAGUGACAUAUUCUAACAAGUUCAGAGAGUCAUUUUAUAUUCAUAUCAUCUUCUAAGUAUCUUUGAAAUAUUUUAGCUAGGCAAAAAGUGCCAUUCAACAUACAAAUUGAUCAAUUUGCACAUCAAGUCUAUCAUAAAAUGUUAUAUCAGAUAGUUAAAAACACUUCAUUUUGUAGUUUUUAUAAAAACCAACAAUUCCUUACACACAAAACACACACACAUGCACAUACA